Molecule: messenger RNA, 552 nt
Organism: Tetrahymena thermophila SB210
Lineage: Eukaryota; Ciliophora; Oligohymenophorea; Hymenostomatida; Tetrahymenidae
Exons: 1
Source: RefSeq, a predicted model, not a curated record
AUGGAUAAAUUAACAAAAAAAGAAAUAAAUAAAUAAAUAAAAACUCAAACAGAAUAAAAAAAAAAAGAAAAAUAAAUAUAUAAAAAGUUAUUCAGUAAAUUAAUUAAAAGAGUUAUUUAGUUAUUAUGUUUUAAAUUCAUUUUUAUAUUCAAAAAUAUCACAAUGCAAAACAAAUAAAUUAUUUUUACCUUAGAUUAAGUGUAAAAUUUGAGAUAUUAGUGCACUUUCCUAAACCAAAACCUAAGCCUUAUGCGCCAGUACUAUAUAUAUUAUUCUAUCUUUUUAAAUAUUGAGAAAAAAUAUUUAGUUAUUAGUUAUUUAGAAGGAAAAUAUGCAGAAAAAUAUUAAUUAAUAAGAAAUGAACUAUUAAUUGAUAAUAAAAGAAAAAAUCUAAAUAAAAGAAUGAGUUAAAUUAACAAAAAAACAAAGAAAGAAAGAAAGAAAGAAAUAACACAAGGAGAAUACAAAAAUAUCACUAUCAAAUAAAAAGCUACUAAUAAAUUAAUUAAAAAAUUAGUUUGUUUUUGUGUUUUAAAUUAAUAUUUAUAUUGA